Molecule: messenger RNA, 1599 nt
Organism: Ochotona princeps (American pika)
Lineage: Eukaryota; Metazoa; Chordata; Mammalia; Lagomorpha; Ochotonidae
Exons: 11
Coding region: 1-1599 (532 amino acids)
Source: RefSeq, a predicted model, not a curated record
AUGCCGAUACAGCCUCGCGUGGUUCCCUUGAUCGAUUUUCUCGCUGACUGCAGUGCUACUGGACCGUCGUGCACUCCCAGUACCGCGCAUCCCGCGCAUUUCCUGGAGUAUUACUCGACGCCACUUGUGGUAGGCCGCUGUUAUUCUGUGAAUGAAGUGGCCGAGGGGAAAGCGGCUGUGAAAGAGUCCACGUUUUCAACGCAAGACAAUGGCCCUCUGAAAUCCCUCUGCAUCAUUUUCGUGACCCACGUGCUGCGAGCGAUUGCCUUUCGAUUCAAGGAAACUCAGUACAGCUCCCUGAAUGAUUCUCAAGAUGAAGGCACGCAACCUAUGCCCCUGGAAGAAAAAACUGAGAAUGCAUCAGAAAAGCUACUCUGGCAAAUGCUGCGGUCUGAGGCGAGAUCGAAAGAGGAAUGCAAGCGCCACGCCGCGGAAGCUGCGCAGGCACUCGCAGAGCCUUUGCCUAGUGAGGAACACCUUUUCCAGAAGUGCAUUGAAGAGGCCGCUGGAGAAGUAGCUCAAGUGGAUCGUAUCAAGAACGAGGCGGAGAAAAGGGAGGAAGAGACACGAAAAUUAGAGGCUUCCACCAUCGGAUAUGACCUGAGCACCCUCGAAGAGCACAUGUCUUACGAAAAGGCCCUACGUCUGCGUGCUGCGUAUGCAGAGGUCCAGGGCUGCGAACAUGACUACUCACUGCUGUGCCCCUUUUCUUGGGAGCCUUCCGCUGAGGACAGCACGACUUGUAGCGCCCCGGCGGCAUACGUCGGACCGUGCGAGAAAAUCCAGAAUUUCGCCUUGCCCGCCAAAGAGAAGCAGCAAAAGGAGCGCGUCUGUUUGAUUGGGUGGCCCUGCCUACGCAAAUGCAAGCGCGACUUCGGCGCUUUGUGCCCCGACGAAUGGGCAGAAGUAGGAGGAGGAUACUGCACUGCGCCCGCAUCGUACGCGGGACGCUGCGCAAGAAGAGCAAACUUCGCCAGCUAUUCACCUGCAGAAAAAGAACGCUGGAGCGUUUCUUGCGGAGCCUACUGGCCUUGUGAAGCAGAGUGCAAGCGAGAUUAUGCAGUAAUGUGUCCCGACGGGUGGUUUGCUAUAGGAGAAGGCAAAUGCAGAUCUCCGACCGCCUACGCGGGCCCGUGCGCGCCAAUAGAAAGUACCGGCGGCAUGGAUUCUUCAACUAAGGCCGUUUUCGAGCAGAAAUGCAACGUUCUCUUUCCAUGCGAAAAGAAAUGCGAAAAGGAUUAUGCGGUGAUUUGCCCUGAACAAUGGAUAAACACUACUUUGGAAAAGUGUGCACCAUCGGAAGAUUACGGGGGACCUUGUAGGGAUGAGAUGGACUUCGCUGGCAAGACAGAGGAUGAAAAAGUUGCUUUCGAGUCCCUUUGUGCCGUGAGAUGGCCUUGCGUUGGCAAGAGGGACUGCAGCAGAGACUUCACGGAAGCGUGUCCCCUUGAAUGGAAACAAGUCGACAGUGCUUGCGUGGCACCGGUGAGCGGAAAAUGCCUACCUAAAAGUAUAUCAGAGAGUGGUAAUACUGCAGCCUACGCACUUUCGACCCUCUUUCCUACUGACAUCAUAGCACUUGAUGCCUCAAUCACGUGA